Messenger RNA from Oryza brachyantha (malo sina), 2242 nucleotides. Its product is annotated as MLO-like protein 1. Gene Ontology annotation, biological process: defense response. The transcript is spliced from 14 exons. NCBI's taxonomy places the organism in Eukaryota, Viridiplantae, Streptophyta, Magnoliopsida, Poales, Poaceae. The coding region runs from base 246 to 1775 and encodes 509 amino acids. Gene Ontology annotation, cellular component: membrane. The record is from RefSeq and is a predicted model, not a curated record.
GCAAAGUUCCAAAAACAUCGCAAAAAGAACGGCAAAAACGCAUCCUUUCUUCUACUAUACCACUACUACUACUGUACCACAGCGAGCAGCCGCGUUUUUUUUUUUUUCCCUAGCGGUUUCCGGUUCGCCUCCGGCCUCCCACCGCCGCGGCGCUCGCGAUACGCUAGUAACGUCCUCGCGUCGCGUGCUCUCUUCCCUCUCGUGGCCGGCCGCCGGGAAGGAAGAGGAGGGGACGGACGGAAGCCAUGGCGGAGCCCGGCGGGGCGGAGGCGGAGGCGGCGACGCUGGAGUUCACGCCGACGUGGAUCGUGGCGGCGGUGUGCUCGCUCAUCGUGCUCAUCUCCCUCGUCGCCGAGCGUUGCCUCCAUUACCUCGGCAAGAAGCUGAAGAGGAAGAACCAGAGGCCGCUCUACGAGGCGCUCCUCAAGGUCAAGGAAGAGUUGAUGCUUCUUGGGUUUAUUUCCCUGCUGCUGACGGUGUUCCAGGGUCUGAUCCAGAAGACCUGCAUUCCUCCUCGCUGGACUAUCCACAUGCUGCCAUGCCACAAGGCUGGUGAAGUGGGCGCCACUAAGGAGCACGUUGCUGCUGCUCAGAUCAUUGGCAGAAUUGGGAGGCGGUUGCUCAGUGAAGGUGGAGCUGGGGCAGAGCUUUGCCAUAAGAAGGGGAAAGUUCCAUUGCUGUCCAUUGAAGCUAUACAUCAGUUGCACAUUUUCAUAUUUGUUCUGGCUAUCACACACGUUAUUUUCAGUGUUUCAACUGUGCUUCUAGGAGGUGCUAAGAUACACCAAUGGAAACAAUGGGAGAGUGAAAUUCAGAAAGGUUCUGCGGGAAAUGGUCAACCAGGGCCUGUGAGGGUGACCCAUGUGCGUCAGUUUGAAUUUAUCAAUGAUCAUUUUAAGGGCAUGGGCAAAGAUUCUAAAAUAUUGAGCUGGCUUCAUUCUUUUGUUAAGCAGUUUUGUGGAUCAGUUUCUAAAUCAGACUAUGCAACAAUGCGUCUUGGCUUUAUCAUGACUCAUUGCCGUGCAAACCCAAAAUUUGAUUUUCAUAAAUAUAUGAUGAGGGUUUUAGAGUCUGACUUCAAGAAAGUGGUUGGCAUAAGCUGGUACUUAUGGGUAUUUGUUGUGAUCUUUCUCUUGCUGAAUGUCAAUGGUUGGCACACAUACUUUUGGAUUGCUUUCCUUCCCCUUAUUCUUCUACUGGCUGUUGGCACUAAGCUGGAGCACGUCAUAGCUCAGCUAGCCCAUGAUGUGGCUGAGAAGAACUCGGCAAUUGAGGGUGAUUUGGUCGUUAAACCAUCAGAUGACCACUUCUGGCUUGGGAAGCCCAGGAUUGUCCUGUACCUGAUCCACUUCAUUCUCUUCCAGAACGCUUUUGAGAUUGCAUUCUUCUUCUGGAUACUUACCACAUAUGGGUUCAACUCCUGUAUAAUGGGGCAAGUUGGUUUCAUCGUGCCAAGGCUUGUUAUCGGGGUCAUCAUCCAGCUUCUCUGCAGCUACAGCACCAUGCCUCUGUAUGCGGUUGUCACUCAGAUGGGGAGCUUCUACAAGAAGGAGAUCUUCAAUGAUCACAUACAGCAGGGCGUGCUGGGCUGGGCACAGAAGGUUAAGAUGAGGAAAGGACUCAGGGAGGGCGGCGCCGGUGCCGGUGCCAGUGCCGGCGGGGUGGCCGCCGAACCGUCCGACGGCGACGGCGACUCGGCGGGGCCUUCUGUCAGGAUCGAAAUGAUGAGAAGGGCAGCGCGGGAAGGCAAUGAUGCCGGUAGAAGCAUAGAGUGAUGGGGCCAUGGGAGCCAGUAAUGGUUACAGAUAGUGACAUUGCUGUGUUCUAGCUUUUGUUUCUCAAUGUAGGAUGUGUAUGCUGUUCUGUUCCGUUGUGAUUGGGAACCUGGAAUGUUGCUGCGAGUGUUCAUGUGCUAUCAUUUUUAUAGGUUAGCCGUUUCACCGUGGUGUUUUCGGGUCUGGAUACUCUAAGUCAUUGACAGGUGGACUCGGUCCGGUAUAACGGAUGCUGGGUUUAGAUCCUCUACAGUACUGUCUCUAUAGUAGUCAUUGACAGUAAACCUGGUCCAAUAUAUCAGAUGUUGCCAUUGUACCGGCGGUAAUGCGGAAAAUCUGUCAAUGACUGCUACUUGUAUUAAAGGGGUGAGGUGAAAAUAUGAUUGUACACAACAGCACAAAUAGCUUUAAGACCCCACUUGAAAGGCGUUUCAAUGAAACAGAUUAGUCACUCGAUUAUUCUUGUA